Messenger RNA from Paraglomus occultum, 450 nucleotides. The record is from the annotation of a GenBank genome assembly. Lineage: Eukaryota; Fungi; Glomeromycota; Glomeromycetes; Paraglomerales; Paraglomeraceae.
AUGAACAGACUCCCUGCCAUCAUUCGCGUAUUUCCUCGAGUUGGUAUUGAAAGGAGCGCACUGGGCACGAGGAGAGCCAGAUCGUUGGAAACUGUUGCCCCUUCAAUUGCACCUGCGAGUAUUCGAUUAUACUCGUCGGGACAUGAAGAUGAAUCCUUCGAGGCAUUUACCGAUCGCUACGUUAAAUACUUUGAAAACGCCGAGGAUUUGUUUGACUUGCAACGAGGCUUAAACAAUUGCUUUGCUUACGACUUGGUUCCUGCCGUCCCGAUAAUUGAGGCAGCACUCAAUGCUGCCCGACGUAUGGAUGAUUAUUCUACUGCAGUUAGAAUUUUUGAGGGCCUUAAACAAAAAGUUGAGAAUCAGCAACAAUAUAAUUUAUACUUGGAAGAAUUGAAGCCUCUUAAGGAUAAACUGGGAAUUUUGACAGCAGAAGAGAUGUCAACGUGA